This is a messenger RNA of Patiria miniata (bat star), 1930 nucleotides long. Its product is annotated as branched-chain-amino-acid aminotransferase-like protein 2. Lineage: Eukaryota; Metazoa; Echinodermata; Asteroidea; Valvatida; Asterinidae. The transcript is spliced from 2 exons. The coding region runs from base 148 to 1074 and encodes 308 amino acids. The record is from RefSeq and is a predicted model, not a curated record.
UUUUUUUUUGGAGUUUGUAUUAGGCCUAUGUCCCUUUAACGCUUCCGUACUAUUUACUUGCCUCUCAACUAUUGCUAGUUUCUACAGCAUCAAACAGCCGUCGUAUAACCUCGGUCACGCGGUCACGGCCAUUGAUCUCCAUAUAUAAUGGAGAUCAAGGGUCACAGUCCAACGCAUAUUAAUUUUGCCUUUGUCAUCACGUCAUCACGACCUCUACGCGUAACCGAACGACGUGAGGGGGAACGACGUGAGUUGCUGAAAAUGGCGGAUUCUAAACCCAAACGCCUCGCUCUGUGGACCACUGCGCGUUGCUUGUCUACUGCCAUGGUGAUGAGCUUUGGUAACUAUGGCAACGUGGAAGUCUUCAAUGAACUGUACACAGGAGCAGCCACUUUCGGCCCGGAAAGCACCAUUCAUUUGCCCGUGCCGUUCCCUGUGGAUGACGAGAUGACGUAUGAUGACGUCAAGACGCUCCUAGAGGCCGAUUAUCCAACCAGAGAUCUGGUUUUCGUCAAAGACCUCGCCGCUGCCGUAACGGGGCGGUACGACAAACUGCCGACCGGUUACACGCACGCGUUCAUCAUCCGCAACCCAGAAAAAUCCGUCAGCUCUAACAUGCGACUGUUUGAGCGCACGGGGACAACGAUUGAUCAGUUCGUGCAACUCACUACAAUGACCGUCCAGGGCUCCGGAUUCGGAGACCUGGUCAAGUUGGCAGAGCAUCUUGAGUCUUGGCUGGGUAAACCUCCCGUGAUCUUAGAUGCAGAUGACCUCCAGCGUGACCCUGAGAAGAUGCUGCGUGCAUUCUGCAAGGCCCUGGACCUCCCGUUCCGAGAAUCUCUCCUCAAGUGGGAGCCCAUCACGGAGAUACCUUGGAACAACUCCAAGGCCAUGCUCACCCUCCACAGGGCUAACGGGGCUUACGAAAACGCCCUCAAGAGUUCGGGAUGGAUUGUCACCGACCCCAAGCCCGUUGAUAUGAGUGGUCUGCCGCAGGUACUUCGUGAUGUAAUCGACAAGUCGCGGCCAUUCUACGAAAUACUUCAUGGAAAACGUUUGAAGCCAGAAAACUAGUUGAUUUGGAUCUUGUUUGCACUGCAAAAUGACAUACAGUACACACUGCAGUGGAAUCUUUUAUGUAGUAUUCUUGUAACUGUCAAUGUUUCAACUCUUAAAAAUAUUUAGGAACUAUUAGCUAAUAACCAAUUGGAGGAAUAUUUGUUGAAAAUUGGAACACCCUUCGAUGUUUUUCUUCAAAUAUGGCGAUAGUUUCCUUUCAGAUAUUGACCCAAGGGCAUUUAUUACGCCAUUUUUUUUAAGCACAGCGUAUUUGGUUAUUAAUUGUGGCACUUCAACCAAACCAACCGCGUGUACCAAUUAAGGUAUAUCGAUCGGACACUUGGGUGGGAGGAUAGUAAAAAGUCAAGUAAAAUAAAACGUCAGUCAAUAAUAUUGAUCCUGCCAUCACGGACAAAGCAUUUUGGUGACCAACCCUGAGAUUACCAAUCAAAGAAUGAAGGUUGGCCCGUGAUGAAACGCUUGGUGCUCAAUGUCAAGUGUUUACAUUAUGCUUCACCGUAUUCAGGAAUAGCAUUUUGGUGUGCGGUCGUUCAGUGGCGUUAUUUUGCAGAAGACGACUUAGAAGAACGGUUCCAGUGUUUCUGCUCCUACAAUUUCCCGCGCUAAGAUGCGUCCCGCGGUAACUUUGCUCCUUGUUGUGGGCGUCGGGCAUGUCUUUGUUUUCGCCUCUCUGUGCCCACCAGAAUGGCAGCGCUUUGGUGACUCCUGCUACGUCAUGUUGACGCAACGGAUGAGCUGGCACAAGCGGACCGAUCUUGCCAGGAAAUGGACGCUAGUCUAGCUGUUCCCAACUCUGCACCUGAACAACAAUUUCUGUGGGAGUUGUUCCUGCAAACUUUCGAUAACAAUC